AUGCCUCCCCUGUCGCGGGGCGCCGGCCAGGGACUGUUCCGGGACGGCGGCGCGCACUCCAGGGGCGCGGAGGGCCGAACGCCGUGGCCCCAGGGCUGGCAACGGAUCUUCCUGAUCGCCGCGUUCGCGGCGGUGGCGCUGCUGCUCUACACCAACGCGGGCCUGGAUGCGAGGGGGGGAAAUUGGCUGGGGGGGAGCCGGGAGAUCGACGUGAUCGGUGUGGCAGUCAAGCCCACAUGCGUGGCCAAGCAAGCUGUGCAAUCCCUCAAUAGGUACCUGGGGCCGAGGCGGAUCAUCAUCAUCACCACAACCACAGAUGCCUGUGCCGUGUUCAUGACGUUCGCUAAAAAUGUACAGUGUGUUCAAGAGGCGACCAUUCUGCCAGGAGUGUCCAAGGAGACGGUUGGGAAAUACUUGGAAGCAAGGUACAAUGUGGAUGAGAACAAGGAGUUUUAUGGACGGCUACUCGCGGGGUGGUACUUGCAGCAAUUCCUCAAGCUGGGAACUGCUGAGUACCUCUCGGUGAAGCCUGAACUCAGCCAGUACUACGUUGUCUGGGACUUGGACAUGAUCCUGCUGCGACCUUUGUCCUUGUUCUACCCUCAGGACUCGCCAAGAAAGGCAGGCAGUGCGCCCCAGAAGAACAUAGUCAACGUAGGAGGGUACAGGAUGCCUUCAUACGAGGCUGCCUACAAUCGCCUGACAGGGCACAAUCUGGAGUAUGCUGCAGACGGGACGUCGUUUGUCACGCACUGGCUUGUGGUCUACAAGCCGUACAUGAUCGAUUUUCUCAAAAGCAUUGGCGGAACCAACUUCACAGACAGCCCGGCGAAUGGGCCAUACCUGCAGAUGAACUCCUCCUCCACAAGGUGGGUGUGGAGGAUAUUGGAUUCGCUGGAUGACAACGCCAUCGACACGGGCUUCUCAGAGUACGCCAGCUACAUAAGCUGGGUGAAACAGAACUAUCCGGAGUCUCAGCACAUCAUGGGCAAACAGACUUGGAGACGCGACCCCCUGGGCGGCGCUAAAGCGGUGACUGCAGGCACGCGAUACCGUGAAGACAAGCUGUGCUGCCCCAUGGAGUGGUCCCUGAGCCUGAUGCGCUUUUUAAAUUACCAGUAUGUGGGCUUUGAGAUCGGGCACUACGGGGAAUGCCACUACACGGACCGUCGCUAUGACAAGGGCUACGGUGUUUAG
Molecule: messenger RNA, 1197 nt
Organism: Ostreobium quekettii
Lineage: Eukaryota; Viridiplantae; Chlorophyta; Ulvophyceae; Bryopsidales; Ostreobiaceae
Source: the annotation of a GenBank genome assembly